Messenger RNA from Desarmillaria tabescens, 643 nucleotides. RefSeq lists its product as uncharacterized. The record is from RefSeq and is a predicted model, not a curated record. NCBI's taxonomy places the organism in Eukaryota, Fungi, Basidiomycota, Agaricomycetes, Agaricales, Physalacriaceae. Bases 1 to 561 code for a protein of 186 amino acids. The transcript has 4 exons.
AUGCGUUCCUCGUACACCAAUCUCGCGAAGAUGAGGAAGACUCUCUUGCAGUAUGAGAUGCGCGCGAGGACAUCCAACAAGCCGGGGAGCGGAGCCAAGCCCAAGCCAAUGGGGAGAAGCUGUCGGGCAGCAUUCAUUCCCAUCCUCAAAUCCAAAUGCCCGUCGAUUGAGCAGACAACGCGAGGGACCCACCAAUACGGCCCAACCGACCGGCACAUGCUCGACGUCAAGCUGUCGCAACACCCUGAUCCUCGCCUUCUACCCCGCCCCCUCAUCCAUUAUCUACUACAACUCGGCUCCUUCUUUGCCUCCCGCGGAUUCAUCACCGUCGUCCCUGACUACUGCUUCGUCGACUCUAGCGUGAAGUUCCCUGGUACGGCGCAGGAUAUGCGAGAUGCAAUACGGUGGGUUAUGGAUAACCUCUUGAGGGUGUCGUACGACGAGUUUGUCGCCAAAGGGCAUAAUCACGUCAGCUUGAUGUUCGCGCUUGGGACUAGGCAGGGCGAGGAAUGGGCAGAGGACGCAGUCAAGUGGAUUCAUGCACGCCGCGAGCCGCACUAACCGUGUCAUCCUUUUCUGAUACAACGCACUUCAUCAUAUCGCUUUGCCAGGCUUAAAAGAGAUUCAGUUAGGUUUUCUGGAC